GUAGUCCGUGAUCUUUUGUUCUCGUAGUCAGGUAGACGUUUGAGUCGAGCUGGCAAGCGGACCUGUCCCUAUUUUUUUUUUUUUUUGCUGGUUAGCAAUGCUGUUAGCCAGUUAGCUCCAACUGGAAGCUGCCUUGAUUAACACGUUGGUGUGUUUAUAACACGGCGUCAAAAAGUUUAAGAAGUUGUCUGUGUGUCGAGUUAUUUGAUGCUAACAAAGCGGGCUAGCUAUGGCCCGACAAACUCAAGCUAACGUCGCUGUAGGUGAUCAUUUAUUAUCAAUUAUCAGACUAACAACCGCCCGUUAAGGUUUGGUGAGUGAAGCAGAGUGUUUCAGGAGACUGGAAUAAUUAAAGAAGUUUGUCACCGAGCUGAAACCUUGGUCAACUCAACCUGCUCACUUGUAGUUAGCCGGUGCUAAUUUGCUUAUAAGCAUAUCUGAAGAUAAUGUUUUAAAAGCAACCUCCAAAUGUUUACAGUUUAAACCAGAGGCAUGUAGAAGAUAAGAUUGACUUAUAAAUGUUUUCAUUUUAUCAAGGGCAUUGUUAGGAGGGUUCUUUUUUUUAACUGCUCAAACACACCCAAAGGUGUGUCUAUGGACUGAGGACGUCACUUUGCCCAGGCCUGAGUCCUUGUGAACAAGUAUUACAACAUUACAACUGAAUUGGCAGUACAUGCAUGCUUUUACAGUAAGCGCACAGCGCAGCCUGGACAACUUAAGCAAGAGGAGUUGAGAAUCCAGUGUCAUUUAAUUUUUAGUUUUUAAUUCAACUCCAGAAGGCUCAGUGAGAAAGCAUGACAGCUGUGGUGGGCAGAGCUUGGGGGUGGUUGUGCUCGUGGGGCAGGAGUCCAGUGUCAGAGAAUACCACAACUGUGAUAGCCAAGGGCCAGGACCACGGCUGUAGAGGCCGGGGCAUCAAGUGGUGGACCUCUUGGAUCUGGGGAGGGUGGAGACGUCAAAGUGACCAAAGUAGUUUAGCAGAGGAGUUCUGGGAGGCGCAGGAAAAGCUUCAACCGAUAGAGGUUGAAGAUCUGGGCGCAGGAAAACAGGAGACAGAGCAAGUUUCUAGAUGGUGGGAAUAUCUGCCAACUUCUUACCUUUCGUGGCCAAGAAAGGCAGAGAAAGGUGGACUAAGACGAAGGAAACGUGAUGGUCGCAGUGGAGAUGUGUGGGACUGUGAUAUUGAUGGGGACAUUUCUGACUAUGGAACCCCUCCUCCAUCUCCUACACCUCCCUCCUGUCCGCUGACUUCUCCUUUUCGACUCUUUGCGCACAGCUGGAAGGUGGAAAUCCUCCCAGAGCACCAUGAGAUCUGUUUCAACUUCCUCCGCCACUUGUUUGACCUGUUUGUAGUUGGCUUCCUGUGGACUGUGUCCCCCCCUACAAAACUGAUCUUGGAGGUGUUGGGAGUCCAGGGAGCACUGAGGCUGUGGUUUCAUGGUAUGGCCAUGUUUUUUGUUUCCACGGUUGGAAUGGCAGGAUUACUGUGGUUGGUCCAGGAGUAUCUCCCUCAGUUUGCUCUGAUCUAUGGCAUCAUACAGGCACUAGUCAUCUCUGUCAGCGUUCGACAAAGUGUGAUCCUCGGCAUAGAGGAAGAAAAAGAAGAUGAGGAUGAGGAGGGCAAGGAGACUGAUGAAGUGAAAGACAGUAGGGAACAUGAAGAACAGCUUGUGUCUAUGAAGGACAAAGUGAAGACCAGUUAAAUUUAAGACUGGGAGAAGCAGCUGUCUAUUCAGGAGUCUACCAACAUCAGUCCUCUUGUAUCAGACUUCCUCCAAGUGUUUAACAUCACAGCAGUGGGACUACACAGAGACUGUUUCACUGCACCACUGUGUUCUGCAGGGUGACUAUUGAAUUGUAUUGCACACAUUACCAGCGCAUAGUUUUACUUUUGUCACUUUAUGUUUAACACUAUUGAUCUGCAUUUUAUAGAGGUUUGCCCUCACUUGUUUUUAAUGUGGUGGAAUUGCUAACUGUGGAGUUGAUCUGUUUCACCACCAUCUUUCUCACUUAAGGUUAGAGUGCAACCGAUUGAUCAGUCGGCUGAUAUUAUCGCAGAUAUAUCAGUAUGGUAUGGGUGUACAUGUUUUCCAAUUUACACCGAUAUGAAAUUGGUUUUGUUGCUGUUGGCAAUAAAUUGGUGUCACUGCAAAGUCUAUCCAGCAGAGUGCACUGUGAUUUACAAUACUGUGGCAAGCAGCACAGAGUAAGAGAGAAGAAGCAGCUCUCAGUAAUGUCAACUAGAAUUGGUUGACAAUAUAUAUGUUAAAUUAAUUAAGGCAAUUAUAGAAGAUUUGGUAUUUCUUGUGAUUUUUGCCCCUAGCUGGAAUAUAUAGCUGGAAAAUAUGGACAGCUGUAAACGUUACAUUGCUGAUAUCAACUAUUGCUAAUAUUACUGACUCUUCCAACAGCAAGAAGGCCAGUUUGCUGUCUGUCUGCAGCCUUUUAUUUCACUAAGCUCUCGUUAACGACUAAGAGACAGUCCUGGCGUCCAGGGCAGUACAGCUAAGCUAACAGAAGCUACAUUUGGCAGCAGUUUCUUUACUGUCCACCAGUAAACUGUUAAUUGCAGAGAAUUUAGGCAGAGCAGCCAGAGGACAUCAGAGAAAACAUUUUCUCCAUAAAAUGAAAGAAAUAAUCCAGUUUCACUAAAAUCAAUGACAUAGUGCAAGAUACAGGAGUACAGAGCGCAGAGUGGGAAUGACAGAGGCACCAUUCAUCCUGUUACAACUUAUUUUAAGGUACAAAAAUUACAUAAUGUUCUUUUAACAUGUUAACAAGAAUAUGUAACUUAAGAUUCGGCUGGAUAAGCUUUGCAAGAAUAAUUAACAUAAAUAUUCCUUAAAGUUAAUUGUUUAAGAAAGCAGCAUGAGUUCCUUUGCAGUAAUAUCAGUGCAUAAUCAGUUCUAUUGUCAUUUCAGCUCAAAAACCCAGUAUAUAAAGCCACCAGUAUCAGUAAUCUGUACAUUUUCCCCCCUCUAAAUUUAAUAUUGGUCAGACUUUAUUGUGGUAUAGUCACAUUACACGUCUCCCCUGUGUCAUCACCAAGUUUUCUACAAUUGCAUGCUUGUGGAGUACUAGCUGCAGUAUCGCGCUGCUUACAAUCUGUGAUUGUGCUGCUUACUUAAUAAUAUUUAUUACAUCAGACCUGUGGGAUCACAUUCCUUUCUGGGUGUAAGGUAAUUUUGUUGCGUGCCUUUACUGGAGCGAAAAUCCAAAUUUGGCCAAAGGGGAGGCAGCCUGGGAGGAGGGACGAGCAAGAAGCAACCAUCACUGCUGACCUAUAGGUUUAGACAUUUAUACAUCAAGCUCACACACUACAAAAUAUACUGUGUGGAAGCCAUGAGACCUCCUCAACUCUGCGCUGACCUCAAAUUUUGAUUCCUCAAGAUUAAAUCUAUUUAGAGACCAAAUUGAAUUGAGUUUUUUUUUCUUUCUUUUUGGUCAAAUAAUCAUCAAUAGCCAAAAAGAAAGUGUGUUCAGCACUCAGCUGUGAUGGUUGCUGCUUGUUUACUGUAAACCAUCAAACUUAAGUCAUUACCUCUAAUGAAUCUGUUUGAAACUUCCUGAAAACCUUACCACAUAGAAUAAUUACAUUGAGAUUCCACAAAUAUGAACUCUUCAAGAACAUCCUUGUUGUUUGUUGUAGGAGUUAUCAGUUGACACAAUACAAGCUGCACAUUGUAAUAUGUUCUGUUUUUUUGCCUUAUGUAAUUUUCUGUGCCGUGAUAUUGCUUGUUUGAAACUAUUUUUUAUUGGGAAUGUAGGCCACACUCCUUGUCCACAGGUAUGUGUUUUUAUAGAUUUUUACUGUUAUGCUUUAGAUUUACAACACUCCUUACCCAUAUCACAGCCUGUAAGAUGUGAUACUGAAAGGUCCUGUGUGUAACAUUUAGGAGGAUCUAUUGUCAGAAAUGGAAUAUAAUAUUCAUAGCUAUGUUUUCAUUAGUGUAUAAUCAUCUGAAUAUAAGAAUCGUCGUGUUUUCGUUACCUGGAGUCCGCCAUGUUGAACCAGAAUGUUUCUACUGUAGCCCAGAAGAGACAAACCAAAUACUGGCUCUAGAUAUAGGGCCUUUGGUGAGUUUUGUGGUCACCAUAGUUUCUCCUACAGACUUGUUAGAGAAGGUGACGUGAGAGCGUUGCAAUCAGCAACUACACAACUAGAUGACACUAAAUCAUACACACUGGUCUUUUAAUGCAAUUGUCCAUUUGUGUGCAUGUGAUGCAUGAUACAAUUAGAAUAAAACAGGUUAAUUCACACUCAUACAAAUUCUUCAGUGAAAGUGCUUUUAGGUGUAACUGACAUAAAAUUUAAUGUGAAAUGGUCUUCUCAUUUUAAAAUUGGCAGACAAUGUGCAACCUGAACAUGACAAUUAAUUAGCAAACUUGAGACAAUCGAUUAUUUGAUUAAUAGAAAAUAAAUCUUGAUUGUUUUGUGUUUGAUUGUCCAAAACAAACAAACAUUCCCUCGUUCUUAGUGGUGAGUUUGCUGCAUAUCAUUUGAAGACAACUCCUUGGGUUUCAGGAAACUGAUUUAAUAAAAUAAUCAUUAUUUGCAGCCCUAUAUGAACUUGAGUCACGUUUUUAUGUACAUUGCCUCUACUGAAAAUAAGAUGUAAACUGUAAUCUUCAUUUCACAGUUGACAGAUUCAUGAAAGAGGCUGACAAGUUCUAAUUAUAAUUUGUAAUGAGCUAAAACUGGAAAUGCUGUUUCAUUUCCAAGUUAAGCGGUCAUGUUGUCUGCCUAUUUGAAAGUCUUUCAUUUCUAAUUUCAUUGUUAUUUUGGUGCUUUACUAAGGAUUAUACUGAAAUUUAUCAUUUUGUCAUUGUAGUUUCCAUUUAGUCAGUACUGAUACAUUUUCAAACAUUAAAACUGAAUUUUGAAAUUGUACUUUGAAUUGCACACAAAUGGUAAAUUAAAUUAAAAUUUUUAAUGGUUUGGAGUCCCAAGAAAGUGACACAAUGUCUACAACUCUUUCAUCCAUUGUUUGCUUAUAUGAAGUUGUAUUGCAGUGAUAUUAACACUGAUAAUCCCUUGUAAGGAAAGCUAUUUUUAUAUGAGGAGCCAACACACCUAACAGGUGCAGGAUCACUUUAAAGAAACUCCCUAAAUAAGGAGGAAGGACCCCACCAAUAGCCGUGGUGUCAUUUUUACUUGGAAGAAGUAAAGGAACUAUCUGCUGUGAUCUAUAAGUGUAUGUCUAAUUUAUAGCCACUCUGAAUCCAACACUACACUGAGGUUAAACACUCCCACUGGCUAAAUAAAACUUUUAUUACUGCU
Molecule: messenger RNA, 5281 nt
Organism: Dicentrarchus labrax (European seabass)
Lineage: Eukaryota; Metazoa; Chordata; Actinopteri; Moronidae
Gene: cunh6orf47
Product: chromosome unknown C6orf47 homolog
Exons: 3
Coding region: 795-1703 (302 amino acids)
Source: RefSeq, a predicted model, not a curated record